AUGUUACUGCCGAAAAGGAUUUCAUCCCGUGGAAGAGCUCUUAUUAGCUUGGUCCUUGUCUGCAUCUUCUCACAAGUAUCAUCAUACUUUAUCAUAAAUGAGCCGGAUUCCUCGUCGCAGUGGUCAAAUGGCGCUUCAAAUUUAAUUUCGUGGACAAAAGGGCUUGAAGAUGGAAUCGACGCUUUUGACGUUGAGCUUGCUCGUCUCACUGACGACGGUCUGAUCUUUGUUGCAAGAGAUGUACCAUGCGCAAAGGGCGAUACUUCAGCGUUGAACAUUUACCUACAAGAUGUCCCCGCAGCAAACGACUACUUCCUCCUUUUCCUUAACUCGACACCUGGCACAAUGUACGCUACCUCGAGCCGGUUCACGAUCCUCGAUUCAUCAACAUCGGCCAACGCUUCCCAACCAUCCACAAACCCUUCAGCCGCGACGGUCACAGUGAGCGGAUCUCCCAACCCGACACAGCUGUUCGCUACGACCUUUGCGCUGGCGAACGGCUCCCCAGUGCUAAUCUCUGAUAUGGGCUAUAUUGCAGUCGGCUUAGGAUCGGCGCUAUUUAGCUGCCUAUUGGGUGCUGCUUGGACGCUGUGGUAG
This is a messenger RNA of Lentinula edodes (shiitake mushroom), 597 nucleotides long. RefSeq lists its product as uncharacterized. The coding region runs from base 1 to 597 and encodes 198 amino acids. The record is from RefSeq and is a predicted model, not a curated record. Lineage: Eukaryota; Fungi; Basidiomycota; Agaricomycetes; Agaricales; Omphalotaceae. The transcript is spliced from 3 exons.